CCCCUGAGCCAAAACUCCCACGGUUACGUUCUCCGCCUGUCCGAUGGACGCGCGGAGUCUGAGCCGCCUGAGCUCAGAGGAGCUCCAAGCGCAGUUGCAGGAACGCGGUUUGCCCACCAACGGCAAGAGAUUCACUUUGGCGGAACGCCUCAGCGCCGCUCUGCAGGGCCAGGGUCAUGGUCCCGAGUCCAAAGCAAGAGUCGAAGGAGUUCAAGCUGGAGGAGCAAAGUCAGCGGGGCGUGUUCGGAGCGAGACGUCUCGCUCCCGCUCCCGAUCUCCCAACAUGGUGACCUUGAAAAAAGCCAAAGCACAGGGCUUGCGCUUUCUGGCGGAAGACAUUUGUGCUGUGGGUCUCCAAGCCUCCUUGGCCUCGCUGGAUGCUGCGGUGGCCGCUGGGAGCGUUCCCAGCAAGCUGCUGAAUGAGCUGGAAAGCAAGCUGUCGACUUGCAUUAGCAUGGUUGAGAUGGCACAGCCAAAACCUCCGAGCUGACACGCGACGUGCGGAGAAGAAAAAGUGGCCUUCGCUGUCUGGUGAAUGGAGGGAGCAGUGAACAGAGUGAUGGUUGCAUGUUGAUAUUCUGGAGAGAAAAAAUAAUGGGGAGCUGAGGAGCCAC
Molecule: messenger RNA, 614 nt
Organism: Cladocopium goreaui
Lineage: Eukaryota; Dinophyceae; Suessiales; Symbiodiniaceae
Source: the annotation of a GenBank genome assembly